AUGCUGCCGGCUCUUUUUUCCCUCGCAGCUCUGCCUCUGGCAGCACAGGGCCUAAGUGAGACGCCCGCUGACAACCGCAUGGUUCAGCAGCCUGGCCUGAUCCGGUAUCCCAUCACCGUCUCUGAGGGUACCGCGUCCAAGAGCAUCGUACUGCGGCGUCAGAAUGACGUGGCCGUCGAAUCGCGCAAGACGGGCUUCAUCUACACAAUCGAAAUCAACAUCGGGAUGCCGCCCCAGCCGGUGAGCGUGAACUUUGACACGGGUUCCAACGAGCUCUGGGUCAACCCCGUUUGCAGCAAGGCGGCCGACCCCGAUUUUUGCCAGUCCUUUGGCCGCUUCAACGGCUCCCAGACGUUUGUAGACGUGAACCGCAAUGAUACCAUUCACUACGGUACCGGCCUUGCCCAGCUGGAAUUUGGCUACGACUACGUUCAGAUAGGCUCUGCCAAGAUCAGCCAACAGAUAUUUGGCGUUGCCACGUACUCCGAGUUUGCCACGAUUGGCGUCUUGGGUGCCGGCCCCAGCCUUGAUGGAUGGGACAGCCCCUAUCCGUUCGUUAUCGACUCGCUCGCCAGGCAGAAUUUCACAAAUAGCCGCGCCUUCUCGCUCGACAUUCGCUCCAUAGAGAGCAAGCGCGGGUCCGUCGUCUUCGGUGGUAUGGAUACCAAGAAGUUUUCGGGAAAGCUCGAGAAGCGGCCCAUCAUCCCGGCGGCACAGUCCCCUGAUGGUAACACGCGCUACUGGAUAUACCUUGACGGCAUCAGCAUUCGCCUGGACAACGGCUCCGUCGUCAACGUCUUCGAUCGACCCAAUGGCCAGCCAGUGCUCGUCGACAGCGGCUACACUGUUAGCACCUUGCCAACCAAUAUCUUCAAUGGUAUUGUCAAAGCCUUCCCCGACGCCACCCCCCCAAGUAGCGGGUCAACACUAUGGAAAGUUUCGUGUGACACGGUCAGUUCUCGGGGCUUCGUCGACUUCAAGUUUGGCGAGACCGUUAUCAACGUUCCGUACAACGACUUUAUCUGGCGCCAACCCGAGUAUGGUCUCUGCAUCCUCGGCGUUUCCCCAGAUGAUGCUUUCCCCGUCCUUGGCGACAUUUUUCUGCGUGCUGCCUACGUCGUAUACGACCAGGACAACCGCAACAUCCACCUGGCUAACAACGAGGACUGUGGUUCCAACCUCAUACCCAUCGGCAAGGGGCCCGACGCCGUCCCUUCUGUUAUUGGUGCGUGUGGUGGCCAAGCGACGUCGACUUCUUCGCCAGAAAGCCGCGCAACACUUACAACCGGAUUUGCGUCCCUGGAAGCCGGUUCCGCUGAGUCUACUGUCAUGGCGAAGUCAUCGAGCAGCUCGGCUCCUUCUCCGACCGAUACCAACGUCAGCGACUUUGUCGAAAGCGACGGCAACUCCAACACAAGCAGCCAUGAAAGUGACAUAACCAGCAGUAUUACCAUCCGCAGCCAAAUCCCCGAUAGCACCAGAAUCCCUGAAGUCAACACCCAAUGUAGCAACACCAGCUGCAGGAACGGGGCCAUUACCUCCAAAUUCUCUGGCGGUAGAGAAACCGCCGAAAUCUCCCAACUUUUGAGCCAGCCACACCCUGCUACCGUUGAUGCCAUCAAGUCCAUCGAAACUCCAGCUGGUGCAUCCACCACCAUCUCCUGCCCGCCAUAUGCAAUACAUUGCGCAUUAGGAUCCGUCGCGAGGGAGAAAGUAAAAAGUACAAUGCUCUGGGCUCCAGGUAGGAACGCGACGAAAAUCUCCGCCUUCAACGCUUCCAUUGCGGUGGUUCCUACACCCAGCAUCACCUCUGUCUUCACCACCACUGAGAUGCACACCAUCACCGCCUGCGGUGGUGAGGGUGCUUGCAAAAAGGGCCAUGUCACCACCCGUGUCAUCACGAAGACGACUUACCUGUGCCCAGAAUCCACCGCUACGUGGACCAUACCGAGCAUCUACACUUGCGUCAAAAGUGACCAGGGCUGCAAUCCUGGGGACAAACAAACGUCAAUGCAAAUAAUCACGAUAGUCCCUGUCACGCCCAAUCAGAAGCCCACCCCCGUCCCUGGUUGUGCCGAUUGCAGGAUGCCUCCUCCGGUACCGAUUGUCCCGAUCAUGUCUGCCGAGACGACCCUUGCGCAGACAUACCCUGUUGUACAAACCCCUGAGGUCCAGACGUUCCCAGUUAUGGUUUCCUUGAUAACCCUUCCGUCUCUUGUGGAAAGCCUUCCUGCUCCAUCAUUUUCUCCUCAAUCGACUCCCGUCCAACUGCCUAUUGUAGAAAAAAUUCCUGUCCAAAUCCCCAAAGUGCUUCUUUCCCCUCCUUUCCAAAAUACCACCGCGCAGUCGACAUUCAGCCAAGACAAAUCUAACACUACCAGUGCUACAACACCGGAGGUACCAGGAAUUAUCCAGCCAAUUUAUGUGAAGAUUCCCUCAGUGAUCCUACCCCCUCCCGCUGAUUACUUCGCUGCGAAGGCAACAUUCAUCCAGGACAACUCCAUUGCCAACAACACCAAUGCCAUGACACAAGUUGCGCCGGCCACCACAACAACCACCUCACGGACUCCGGUGCCAUUCUUACCCAUGAGUCCCGCUGUUACUCUGUGGCAUAUGCCCCAUGCUGCUGCAGUUGCCAUGGGAGUUCUGGUAAUGGCUAUCAUGUAA
This is a messenger RNA of Drechmeria coniospora, 2667 nucleotides long. RefSeq lists its product as uncharacterized. The transcript has 3 exons. The coding region runs from base 1 to 2667 and encodes 888 amino acids. The record is from RefSeq and is a predicted model, not a curated record. Gene Ontology annotation, molecular function: aspartic-type endopeptidase activity. Gene Ontology annotation, biological process: proteolysis. Lineage: Eukaryota; Fungi; Ascomycota; Sordariomycetes; Hypocreales; Ophiocordycipitaceae.